AUGGAAGAUCUGAAAAGCCAAGCUGUCAUCGGACGGAUCGGGGCUCUGCAAUGCGUCCAUACAUCCCCCUUUCUCUUACAGGGCCUCCCCCCCGGGGGGCGGCUCUUCCCCGAGCCCGCCCCCCAGCUGGGCUCGUCCCCCUCCGUCCCCCGUCGGCUGCUUAUAAAGGGGGCGUCCCAGCCGGCCGCCGCCGAUCCGGCUCAUCGGGAGGAACGCGAUGAUCAGCGCCAGCGCCGAAGCAAAAUGCUGGAUGGACACCCCCGGCAGCGACGGCUCUUCUUCUCCUCUUGCUGCGCGAUCCUAGUUCUGCUCUCCUGCGCCCCGGACCUUUCCGCCGCCUACUUCGGAGGACCCUUUCCUCUUUGGGACAUGAUUGGCUUCAGAGUGGAAGCCAAGCCAGGGGCCAGGUGUCCCAUCCAUCACCGAGCUGUUGAAAAUGAGAAGGUCAUCAAAGCUGGAGUGGAGACCACUUGUAAAUGCCACGGAGUGUCCGGCUCCUGCACUGUCCGGACAUGUUGGCGCCAGCUCUCUCCCUUCCACGAGAUCGGCAAGCAGCUCAAGCAGAAAUACGAGAUGGCCCUCAAAGUGGUCAGCACAACCAACGAGGCCACGGGGGAAGGGGACAUCUCCCCAGCCAAGAAGUCCAUCCUGGGCCACGGCGACCAGAUCCCCAGGACUACAGAUCUGGUUUAUCUCGACGAUUCUCCGAGCUUUUGCUUGUCUAGCCGGUUCUCCUCCGGGACGUCCGGCCGGAAAUGUUACAAAGACAAGAACUGCGACAGCAUCUGCUGUGGGCGGGGACACAACAUCCAAAGCCGCGUGGUCACUCGUCCGUGCCAGUGUCAGGUCCGCUGGUGCUGUUACGUGGAGUGCAAGCAGUGUACGCAGAGAGAGGAGGUUUACACAUGCAAGGACUGAAGGAGUUGUGUCCGACGAGCCCCAACUUCGGGGACGGAUCCUCCUGGCCCCUUUCCUCGAGACAAGACAAAAACGGGGACGCCCGGUGCGAUGGCCGAGCGCUACCCUGAC
Notechis scutatus (mainland tiger snake) is the source of this 1029-nucleotide messenger RNA. Lineage: Eukaryota; Metazoa; Chordata; Lepidosauria; Squamata; Elapidae. The record is from RefSeq and is a predicted model, not a curated record.